UUGUUUUCAAACGAUAUCGGGAAAGUAACAAACGCAUAUAAUGCACCGAUAUUUCCCUUGAUUAAUUUCGAGUUUCCUGUGUUGAACCUGCAAUCUGCAAUCUGAAUCUAAUCUAAAUUUGAAGUUUUUCAUAACAGUGAGAAAUAUUGUUUACAAUUUUGUUUCAAGAACGUGUAGGUGAUGAGUAAUAGAAAGCUGAGCUUAGUAACAGUUUCGCUGUGCAUCUGCUCAAUGUUUUUCAGAUAAAAGCUAAGUGAAAAUGCCGGGAUCCGAGGUAUUCACGUUACUUUCAAGCAACAGGUCGAUUGCAAUCUGUGUCUGAAGUUUCCAUUACUUCCAAUCGAAUUUUGAUGCUCCGUUGAAGAAAAUGGAUCUGAAAAUUGUUUUCAUUGUUGUUGUUGCUAUCGUAAGUGCAUAUCGAAUGGAAGUGAAUAAUGACGACGAUGACUUCGCCGUAAUUUUGUGUAAAAAGUUCAAUUUCAGUCGCGAUGUGUUAUUUAAGUUCACCACGAUGCCUCAUAUGAUUGAUAAGUGGAUUGAAUGGAUACCAACAUUUAUGGACGCAGACCAUAAGCCUCUGGGAACAGGGAAAACAUUUAAAGCUUUAUAUCACGAUGCUGCCGCUACUACGCUCCUCAAAGUGACAGACUUUGAUGAAGGCAAUUAUGUUGCUGUUGAAUCGAAUUUCGUUUUUAGUCCACGCAUUGAGCUGUAUUUCUUCGACAAGGAUUUGAAAGGAAUGUUUCAUUGGGACGUCGUGAAUGGUUCAAAUGAGAGCGGAUGUCAUAAUCAUAUCAGCCAUCAUCAAAGGCUUGGGUCGGAACUUGGAGUGCGGUUGACAAUCAAAUCAAAAUCGGCUUUGUUUCAGUAUACACUUGGGAUAUCCAUUCGUGCCUUCCUGCGACAAGAAACGAGAAGAUUACUGAGCAACUUAGAAGCGGUUAUUCAGCGAUACUUGUGGUGGCACAAUCACUUUCGAACGGAAAUCAGAGGGAGAUGAGCUGACAAUAUGCGAGAAUUGCUUUAUUCAUCACUACCUCAAGAUUUGUUGUAUGUUCAGAGCGCAGAUAAAUUUAAAUAUUAUGAUAUACAUGUGCCGAACGAAAUAUAUUUAUGUACAUAAAUAAAGUUUAUAUGAAAGCUUA
Molecule: messenger RNA, 1145 nt
Organism: Hermetia illucens (black soldier fly)
Lineage: Eukaryota; Metazoa; Arthropoda; Insecta; Diptera; Stratiomyidae
Exons: 4
Coding region: 368-1000 (210 amino acids)
Source: RefSeq, a predicted model, not a curated record